Messenger RNA from Colletotrichum spaethianum, 951 nucleotides. RefSeq names its product guanine nucleotide-binding protein subunit beta-like protein. The coding region runs from base 1 to 951 and encodes 316 amino acids. The record is from RefSeq and is a predicted model, not a curated record. Gene Ontology annotation, cellular component: cytosol; nucleus. Gene Ontology annotation, biological process: positive regulation of protein phosphorylation; rescue of stalled cytosolic ribosome. Lineage: Eukaryota; Fungi; Ascomycota; Sordariomycetes; Glomerellales; Glomerellaceae. Gene Ontology annotation, molecular function: ribosome binding; translation regulator activity; protein kinase C binding. The transcript is spliced from 5 exons.
AUGGCUGAGCAGUUGAUUCUCAAGGGUACCCUCGAGGGCCACAAUGGCUGGGUCACCAGCCUGGCUACCUCCAUGGAGAACCCCAACAUGCUCCUGUCCGCUUCCCGUGACAAGACUCUGAUCAUCUGGAACCUCACCCGUGACGAGUCCCAGUACGGUUACCCCAAGCGCUCCCUCAAGGGCCACUCCCACAUCGUCUCCGACUGCGUUAUCUCCUCGGACGGCGCCUACGCCCUGUCUGCCUCUUGGGACAAGACUCUCCGCCUUUGGGAGCUUGCCACUGGCACCACCACCCGCCGUUUCGUCGGCCACACCAACGAUGUUCUGUCCGUCUCCUUCUCCGCCGACAACAGACAAAUCGUUUCCGGCUCCCGCGACCGCACCAUCAAGCUCUGGAACACCCUCGGUGACUGCAAGUACACCAUCUCCGAGAAGGGUCACUCCGAGUGGGUUUCCUGCGUCCGCUUCAGCCCCAACCCCCAGAACCCCGUCAUUGUCUCCUCCGGCUGGGACAAGCUCGUCAAGGUCUGGGAGCUCAGCACCUGCAAGCUGCAGACUGACCACAUUGGCCACACCGGCUACAUCAACACCGUCACCAUCUCCCCCGACGGCUCCCUCUGCGCCUCCGGUGGCAAGGACGGUACCACCAUGCUGUGGGACCUCAACGAGUCCAAGCACCUCUACUCCCUCAACGCCAACGACGAGAUCCACGCCCUUGUCUUCUCCCCCAACCGCUACUGGCUCUGCGCUGCCACCGCUAGCAGCAUCAUCAUCUUCGACCUUGAGAAGAAGAGCAAGGUUGAUGAGCUCAAGCCCGAGUUCACCGCUGUCGGCAAGAAGAGCCGUGAGCCUGAGUGCGUGAGCUUGGCCUGGUCCGCCGACGGUCAGACCCUGUUCGCCGGUUACACCGACAACAUCAUCCGUGCCUGGGGUGUCAUGUCGAGAGCAUAA